GAGCGUCGCCGAGAGCGCCAGGUCUGCGGGCUCCGCGGAGCUGUUGGACGAGCACGCCCGUGGGAUACACGCGGGCGCGCGCCCGCCUACCGCGCUGGAGCCCAUCCUCCACACGGCAGUGGACGCGGCGGCCUGGCGAGACGAGGCCGAGCGGGUGAAGCACCGCCUCAGGCUGAGCCAGGACUGCCGGCCGGAGAUGUCCGGCUCGUGGUUGCGUCUGCCUCGGGAGCCGCGGGCAUUCGUGGAUUUCGGCGCCCUAGAGGAGGGCGACGGCAACGCGGGCAGCUGCGCGACGGCAGAGCCCGGCGGCGCCGCGGCACAGCGGCGGGCAGUCUGGGAGCUCGGCGGAGUCUGA
Prorocentrum cordatum is the source of this 355-nucleotide messenger RNA. NCBI's taxonomy places the organism in Eukaryota, Dinophyceae, Prorocentrales, Prorocentraceae. The record is from the annotation of a GenBank genome assembly.